Molecule: messenger RNA, 1273 nt
Organism: Lingula anatina
Lineage: Eukaryota; Metazoa; Brachiopoda; Lingulata; Lingulida; Lingulidae
Source: RefSeq, a predicted model, not a curated record
GAGUCCGAGUCUCUCCGCUGCAGAUUUUCUGGAUUUAAAGAAGGAAGGCAGAUACGAUGUGGAACUGCGAGUGCUUACAAAGACGAGAAAAACUUUAUUGUAAUCAGGAGAUGCAACAAAGAUGUAAGUGGGCACCUAAUAAUGCUGAAACUCAGCCCAAAUGUCGUACAGAGUGAGUGGGCUCUAAUAUUGAUGCGCUGUGGUAUUUUUUCCACUGAAGAAAUGGAGAGUGAGUUGGACUCCGUUAUCUGUCCAGCCCAUCGUUAUAAGCUCGGGAUUAAUUGGAGAGCUGGAAGAACUUGUCACCACCCACUGCAUCGGGGAAAACGGAAGCCAUCAAGGCCAGUGAGUCCAGCAUUAUCAAGAGAAAUCAUGGAAAAUUUUGGUGUCCUACUUCCAGUGGGGUCAGGUAUCUGUCCUUAUUGCCGGAAUGCUCAUAAAGAGCAUAUGGAGAAAAAAUUUCCUGCUCAAACAUUGCAAGUGGCUGCUGCAGAUCAGCCAUUUCCAACUGAAGUUGAAUCAGAAAAUAUGCCAGAGCAGGGUGUUGAUGAGGGUGAGGAAUAUAGUGACGUUGGAGAAGAACCUAUGGAAGAGCAAGAUGUUGGUGAAGGAGGAGAGCCUCAGCCAGGUACCUCAGGCUUGCAAGUCUUUUCUGAUGUAGAGUCAAGCUCUAGUGCUGACACUCAGCAUCCUGUUGGACAGAAAAGGAUAAAGUAUGGAGACUAUGUAUACCCCAGCAGCACUUCUGGGUCUAGUGAUAGUCCAGUAAGGCCUCGAAACAUCCCAGUUGACCUUGAUGCUUCGUGGGCUCCCACCCCUAUGCCACCUAGGAAUCAGGACCUUGAUAAUCUGAAUCAGUUUCUUAAGCGAGGUGGAGUUAACACAGUAGCUGGUCAGUUGAAGAAGCCUUUAGAAGAUGCUACAGAACGCACCAAGAGAUACUAUAAACAGAAAACCCGCGAGGCAAUCAAUUUGGUCCUUACAUCCCUUGCCCCUGGACAGGAAGAGGACUUGUGGCUAAAUUUCCAGCUACCAGAGAAAGAUCGAACUCCAGCCCUUACAAGUUCACUUGUAGAAUGUUACCAGGCUGCUGAUUCAUGGGAUGUGAGACGUCAGAUUUUGUCAUUGCUUGUUAGACACUUCCACAUCAGAACUCAUGAAACUUAUCCCUGGUUUGACCAAGUAUAGGAUAUCAGAAGCAAGAAAGCAUGCAGCUGAGGUAGGAAAGGGUCAACCUGUCCAAAAACAAGAGAGCAAGAGAUCAAGAUUGGAU